Messenger RNA from Bufo bufo (common toad), 5656 nucleotides. It is a transcript of the gene SOX6, whose product is annotated as SRY-box transcription factor 6. The record is from RefSeq and is a predicted model, not a curated record. Gene Ontology annotation, cellular component: nucleus. Gene Ontology annotation, biological process: cell fate commitment; regulation of transcription by RNA polymerase II; positive regulation of chondrocyte differentiation. NCBI's taxonomy places the organism in Eukaryota, Metazoa, Chordata, Amphibia, Anura, Bufonidae. Gene Ontology annotation, molecular function: RNA polymerase II cis-regulatory region sequence-specific DNA binding; DNA-binding transcription factor activity, RNA polymerase II-specific.
ACACCCGUCAUGAUAAUAGCCGCGGCGGCUCCGGUAUGAUGGCGCAGGAGCCGCACUGACCCCAGGACUUCAGCCAUGGAAGGUGCCCUGACAGGAAUGGCCUAGAGCCCCUCACUGGAGUGACAAUCAGUUUCAUGACUUCACGGGCAGUCGAGCAGUGACGUGUGGCGCCCACCGGUUUUCUCGACUUUAUGCCUUGGACAAAAAGUCAUUUGGAGCUUCCACUCUUCACUGUUUCAUGUGCUCGGUGCAUCAAAGAAAGAAGACGGACUUGGAGGGAAUGCAUCAACCAGAGCAGAAAUAACACGUGUCGCCACACCGAGUGAAACUGGCUCCUUGUGGCUUGGGACGGCGUGAGAAUUGGUAUGCCAUCCAGCUCUGAAGUUCUGACCAGCGUCAUAGCAGAACGCAGCUCUGAUCAGUGGAAGGACAGCCACUUCAUAAGGAUGUCGUCCAAACCCGCCACCUCUCCAUUCACCUGUAAGGCUGAUGGAGAGGAGGAGUUAUCCGGAGGAGACCUGUCUUCACGGGAAAAAGAGGACCUGGAUGAGCAGUCCCUGGGCGGCCUCCUGCCCCUGCACACCCUCCUACACAACAAUCCUCACCCCGAGGAACUGACGUCACUUGUCAACAACAUGCAAGCCGACGCUGACUGGGAAAACAUGAUGUCCUCCCAGCAUAGAAUGGACCCGGACAGCAAUAAAUUACGUUCCCUCUAUUCCUUCCGAACUACGUCUACCUCACCACACAAGCCUGACGAAGGGGCUCGCGACCGCAGCGAUCUUAUGAGCAGUGUUAACUUUGGGACUCCAGAACGACGCAAAGGAAGCCUGGCCGAUGUGGUGGACACGCUGAAACAAAAGAAACUGGAAGAGAUGACGAAGUCGGAGCAGGAGGACUCUACUUGUAUGGAGAAGCUUCUUUCUAAAGACUGGAAGGAGAAGAUGGAGCGGCUAAACACGAGUGAACUUCUCGGGGAGAUUAAAGGAACGCCGGAAAGCCUAGCAGAAAAAGAGCGACAACUCUCUACCAUGAUAUCGCAGCUGAUCAGCCUUCGAGAGCAGCUCCUGGCCGCACAUGAUGAGCAGAAGAAACUGGCAGUCCAGAUAGAAAAACAGCGACAGCAAAUGGACCUGGCAAGACAGCAGCAAGAACAGAUCGCACGCCAGCAACAGCAACUACUGCAACAGCAACACAAGAUCAACGUCCUUCAGCAGCAGAUCCAGGUCCAGGGUCACAUGCCUCCUCUCAUGAUCCCUAUCUUCUCACACGACCAGCGGACGUUGGCAGCGGCGGCUGCAGCCCAGCAGGGAUUCCUCUUCCCCCCAGGACUAACCUACAAACCAGGUGAUAACUACCCCGUGCAGUUCAUUCCAUCAUCGAUGGCUGCUGCCGCCGCCUCUGGACUCAGCCCGUUACAGCUCCAGCAGAUCUACGCAGCGCAGCUCGCCAGCAUGCAGGUGUCUCCAGGAGCCAAGAUGUCGUCCACACCGCAGCCACCAAACUGUACCGGAGCCCUGUCCCCCACCGGAAUGAAGAGUGAAAAGAGAGGGACCAGCCCUGUGACACAGAUCAAGGAUGAAGCCGCACAGCCUCUGAAUUUAUCAGCGCGACCGAAGACAGCAGAGCCCAUAAAGUCUCCCACAUCGCCGACGCAGAACAUCUUCUCGCCCAGUAAGACCAGUCCUGUGAGUCUAUCCAACAAGAGCGGCAUCCCCAGUCCGAUCAGCGGAGCCUUUGGCAGAGGAUCCUCCUUGGAUAUCCUCUCCAGUCUGAACUCUCCAUCCCUCUUCGGAGACCAGGACACGGUCAUGAAAGCCAUACAAGAAGCCCGCAAGAUGAGGGAGCAGAUCCAGAGAGAGCAGCAGCACCAGCCCCACGGCCUGGACAACAAGCUGCCACUCAGUAACAUCGGCCUGAACAACUGCAGGAGCGAUAAGAUGCUGCUAGAUGCCAUCUCAGGAAGGAUUUGCAUUAGGAGUGCACACACAGAGAGGACACAUUACGACAAUAUCGGUGCCCAGUUAUCAGGGAAACCCGGCGAAGACGGAAAGUUGGGGCCCGGGGUCAUCGAUCUGACAAGGCCAGAGGAUGCAGAGGGGGGCACCACAGUGGUGGAGGCGCGAGUCUACAGGGACGCACGAGGACGCAGCAGCAAUGAGCCGCACAUCAAACGACCAAUGAAUGCUUUCAUGGUUUGGGCAAAAGACGAAAGAAGGAAAAUCCUGCAGGCGUUUCCUGACAUGCACAACUCCAACAUCAGCAAAAUCCUUGGUUCCCGCUGGAAAUCCAUGUCCAAUCAAGAAAAACAACCUUAUUAUGAAGAACAAGCGCGGCUGAGCAAGAUCCACCUGGAGAAGUAUCCCAACUACAAGUACAAGCCGCGGCCGAAGCGCACCUGCAUUGUGGACGGCAAGAAACUGCGCAUCGGCGAGUACAAGCAGCUGAUGAGAUCCAGGCGGCAGGAGAUGAGACAGUUCUUUACUGUGGGGCAACAACCUCAGAUCCCAAUCAGCACAGCGACCGGGGUUGUGUAUCCGGGUGCAAUCAGCAUGGCCACGACCACGCCGUCCCCGCAGAUGACAUCAGAUUGCUCCAGCACUUCCGCCAGCCCCGAGCCCAGCAUCCCCGUCAUACAAAGCACCUAUGGCAUGAAACUGGACGCUGCCAGUCUGGGCGGGAACGAUCUGAUGAACGGGGAGGAUGAAAUGGAAAUGUACGACGAAUACGACGAGCCUAAAUCAGACUAUAGCAGUGACAAUGAGGCCAAUGAAGCCGUGAGUACCAACUGAGAAAACCACGAGCCUGCCAGGAGGAGACGAAUAACCCGCUCUCGAACAUUUCUUGAAGAGCCUGCAUGCGUAUGUGGUUUCCACAAUCUCAUCAGCAGAAUGGUCUUAAAUAUUUCAUGUGUGACACAGAAUGACUUCCCCCAGUUUUUCUUGAACUUUUUUUUCUAUUUUAUUUUAAGUGAACACAUAUGUAAAAAGAUAAAAAAAAAAAAAAGUCUCCGCCAUCAGGACUUGAACUGAAAUGAACCCGUAGCCGUCUGCCGAGUCUUACAUUUAGUGUGUUUUCCUUUUUGAAUGCUGAUAGUUUUGAGUUACUGUUUUUGGAUGGGGUAUAGACAUUCUCACUCAGGUAUGUACCAGCCAAUAAGUUGUGAAUGUGUUUUUAUGCUGAAUUAUUUUAGGAGGUAGGUACUGAUUUUUACAAGCGGACGUGUAGACAGCUGCGCAGAACUCUCUGCCGUGGAACCUCUUUGGACGCUUCUCCCUCUCGAUCCAUUACUUUGGUGCCAAACAUCGUCUUGUAACGGCUAAGUUGACGUCUUAAAAAAAAAAAAAGUCUUAGAAAAUGCAAAGAUUGCCCGUUUUGCAUGGCAUGGUCUUAGAGAGGGUGUAGUGCAGCUGACGGGCGCUGCUGCGGGGCGAGCUCGUUUUCAGUGACUCCUGCGUCCGCCUCGUAGCCCCCGCUUACCUGCGCGUUUAGUCUUAACACUCUCUCUUGAUUUGACAAUAUUCAUUCCAGAAUGCAAAGGGUCCAUCUGAAUUUCACAGCACCCCCCCCCCCCAGAGGAUACUGCUGGUGAUUGGAGAAAUCAUGCUUAGCUACGUCCUGCCAGGUUAGGUACGUGGUCAGUGGUGGAGGAUAUGUCAUAUACGUGUCGAGAGCGUCUCACAGCUGUCUCCAGUAAAAGGUCUUUUUUGUAUUUUUUGGCGGGAUGUCAUUGCGCAGCUUUGUACAUUAAGUCAUUUUUAUGCAUUUACUUUAGUCAUUUAUUUCUUUUAAAUGACUAACUGAAAAAAAGCUAAAAAAAAAAUUGAAAAAAUUGUAUUAUUAUAGCAGCAAAGAACAAAGCGACUGUUCUUCAUCUGAAACUUGAUUUUUCUUGUACGACAGAAAACAGAUUUUGUGCCCUUAGUGUUAUAUCGAGCACUGGAUAGAAAUGGUAUUUUUAUCACUUCUGACAAAUGUGAAGCUAUGAACAAACGUCGCCGGCUCCUGCGCGCCGAGUCAAUCAUAUAUACAGAUAUAUCAUUUUCUACUUAUUUCACUUAUUUAUACAGGAAGCUUUGCGGUUUUGAGCGCUUGGUUGAAGCUUCGGGAUCGCACCGCCGUUGUGGCCCUGCGACCAGCCAUUUACAAGGCAAACCUCAGAAUCACCAAUCAUAUGCACUGACGACAAGGACGGCUCUACAGUAUUACAGAUCGGGGGGGGGUUCCUUAUUCUUUGCCUGCAUUAGCCCCCAUCUCAUCGACACGCGCUCCGUACACAUUACAGUAGCUCACAGGUUUACUCCCGGCUUCACCAUAGUUUCUCCUGUUGUACCCCAAGUGCUGGAAGAAUGGAAGAGUCCAAUGGGGGAAAGGGGAGGCAGUAGGAAUGGAAGAGUCCGAUGGGAAAAGUGGAGGCAGGAAGAAUGGAAGAGUCCAAUGGGGGAAGGGGGGAUGGAAGAAUCCAAUGGGGGAAAGGAGAGGCAGGAGGAAUGGAAGAGUCCAAUGGGGGAAGGAGUGGCAGUAAGAAUGGACAGGGAGAAUGGGAGAGUCCAGUGCGGGCAGAUUAGCUGCGAGGCGGAACACAUAACUGAUGAGCGCCAUUAGGUGUCAUUAAAUCUGUCAGAUUGUCCCAAGACGUCUUCUGUGCAGAGAUCACAGGCCCUGAGCCCUAACAAGCCCAUAAAACCGUCCCAUCAAUGAAUAAGUGGUCACUCUGUAAUGUGCACAGAUGUAGCAGAGCAGAAUUUGUCAGGUAACUGUUUACAUCAGAGGUAGCACAACGUCAUAGCCCCAGAAUUCAGCUCUGCUACAUCUGCCUGUAGAAUAGUGCGCAACCACCGAGGCCCUGAUUAAAUCCAAGGGAUUCUUUACUUUAGUUGAGGUUUGGCGCAAGGUUCCCACUAGUGUUCUACUGUCAGUGACUGAGCUGAGGGGGGUUGUAGUACUUAUUAAUAGCGGCUUGUACAUGGUGCCGGAGACGCCGCUGCAGCUUGAAUUGCUUUUAGUACCUGUCUAGCUGCAGGUUGGGAAGACUCGGGUGGGAUGUGGGCGUCCGAGGACGGAUGCUUCCUGCUGAUUCUUACUGAUGGUACUAAUCACACAUUUCCAGCCAGGAGACUUCUCUUCCAGAUGAUGGUACUGAUAGGAAGACGUAACGCGGGGGACGCUGCAGACCAUCCACUCGGCUGAGACUUGCACUUUACUGAACUUGGAUUUCUAGAUAGUUUAGAACAUGGGAAUUGGGGGCGACAUCAUUGUAACUGGCAGAAGGACACAGGAGGGGUGCAGCAGAGUAAUGGCGGCAGUCACAAUCUAUGCAGGGAGAGGCAGAAAUCUGGAUUAUACUGACAGGUGAAGGUCUAUGGGGGGCAUCCAUGCAGAAAGCAGCAGAAACAUGGGGUCCGGUCUCAUCCCGCAGGUCUUCAGCUGCACAGUACAGGAUGUGACGGCAAUACCCGGGGGCAUCCUACAAGACACCUCGGACGUUCCGCACGUGUCCUGUACCCGUCCUCGGGUACUACGGCUCUUCUCAGUUCUGCUUGUUGCUGACACAACCCAACAUCUUAUAUCCCAUAAUGCACUGAGGUGGUUUAUGCCCCCCCCAUGUCAGACUGCUGUACAACGCAUCUUGCUGUCCCAGCUAUAAAACAGCAGG